Messenger RNA from Phalaenopsis equestris, 4143 nucleotides. RefSeq lists its product as uncharacterized. Lineage: Eukaryota; Viridiplantae; Streptophyta; Magnoliopsida; Asparagales; Orchidaceae. The record is from RefSeq and is a predicted model, not a curated record. Bases 136 to 4143 code for a protein of 1335 amino acids. The transcript has 18 exons.
AUCGGGUCGGGCCACGCAGAGAAUUUGAGCGCUGCUCUCUUCACUGUAUUUUCCCUCCAAGAAGAUCCACUUCAGUAGUUCAAGGAGCAAACCCUAAAAGUGGUACUUUGGUUAUCUUCCUCCGUGCCGUGAUCCAUGACGCCCAAGGAUAAGGAUCAGCGGAGCGCUGGUGAAUUGGAGGAGGACAAUUGCACCAAGAGGAAGAGAUCGAGGCGAGUCAGCUUCGCAGAGACUACCGUCCACGUCUUUAAACGCGACGAGGAGUCCGAUAGCCCGGCGAACUCAACACCGGUUCUCAGCGAGGGCUGCAGGGUUUCGGAUAACGAGGAAUCAGUAGGUUUUGGUGGGAUUCAAUCUCAGGGUGAUGAUUCCGUGGAGUCCGCCCCUGAGGAUGAAAGUGAUGACGCGGUGCGGUUAAGGUUCGUAAGGGAUAUCGAUUUAUCUUCUCCUGGAAUCACUGUCGGUUCUGUCACGUCUAAUGAAGAUGACAAUUUCUUUGGGCCUGUAUCAACGAGCUUUAUCAAUUCUGGUCGUUUAAGUGAGUCUGGAAUGGCGGAUGACAACAAUCAUGACAUCACACUUGAUUCGACAGCCUUCUCUUUGCAUUUCAGGAAUAUAGCUCCUCCAGAUGAUCAGUCAGCUAAUUCAGUGGGAAGUCUACGGACACCAACAGUUGAGACACCGCCUUGUAUCCCUAUGGGCUUCUUAGUUGGAAGAGAUCAGACUGAGGAACUGUCAAAUAAAUGUUCUGUUAGGCAAACGAGCAAUGUUUCUGGUGAUUGGGACAAAAUUAAUCUGGUUGUAGGUGGGUCUCUCAGCUAUGGAAAGUUGUCUCUAACUCUAGGAGCACUCAUGGAUGAAGUAAACUUGAGAAUGCAACAUAAUUCUCCAAUCAUAGAUCAUAGAUUUAUAACUUCUACUUGUCGAACUGAUGAAGUUGAAGGCAUUAGGAAUCCGUUACAGGAUGGAGAACAGUUUGGUAAUCCUAAUUCUUGCGAUGAUGAUCCUGGUAGUAUUAUGCACUCCUCAGUUUCUCCAAUGGGACAUUCAGUUAGCAAUGAAUCCUUGCUACAUGCAAAAGCUAAAGCAUUAACGAAUUACCAGAACGGUGAGAAAAUAAAGGAAAUGCUUUCUCCUGGAAAAGGCCAUGAUCUAGCUCAUUCCAAUCUUAUCGUCAACAAUGGUCAGAACUCUAAGCUGCUUUCUCCCUCACACGGAGAAUUUCAGAAUGAUUUGAAUGGGCAAGCUUGCCAUGUUCAUGAAGAUCUUUUUAGUAGUAUAAGAAGGGAAGGCAAAAGCUAUCAAGAUUCAUUCAUUGACUCCAGUUCGUCUUUUCAAUCAAUAUCAGGUGAUGCCGAAGAAAAGUUAAAGCCUGAGCGGCAGCGCAUUAUUAGUCGGACCGUUCAACCUUCAAGUGAAUUGAUGCAUGAUGCAAUUAGACGGCAAUCUGCUUCUCUGAGAAGGGAACUCAUGGAACAUGGUGAAAAAAUGUCUGCAUAUAAAAAUCAAACAACUAUAUCAAAUAUUAAAUCAAGGAUGCAGUCUGAGUAUGGCCCAAUACCAUUAGACAGCUCGUCUGUGAAUCUGGGUGCUACCGAAGUAAAUUGUGCUAAACAUACUGAAGGUAUGGGCAUCAUCAGGGAUCUUAAUUGUUCUGGGAAUAUUUGUAAUCCGACAAUACUGGAUAAAAAUGCUGUCUUGGAAAGUAUGGACAUCAGUAUGGAGACCCCUAAUAAUGUUGUUAAAGCAUUCCAGUUUUCUACUUUAAAAGGAUCUAUAUCCUCUUACCAGGACAAACAAAGGCAGCUACAAUAUCGUUCUGUUAUACCCCGAAGUGAAUCACUGCAUAGUUCUUCUAGAGACCUCUCCGCUUCUCUAAAAAUGGAACUCAGAGAUCAUGGAGAAAGAAUUUCUGCUAUUAAGUCUAGUUUAACUAGAUCGAGAUUUAAGUCAAAAAUGCAAACUGAUUGUGAAGCUGCUCCAUUAAUGAAGGAUAUUUUUAUUACUAAUCUUCAGGGCAGUCUGAAUGAAAUUAAUGAUGGUCUACAUUUGAAACAUGCUGGGAACUCUGAUGUGAAUAUAGAUGCUAACGAAGUAACGGCUGCUAAACCACUGGAAGGUUUGCACAUUGUAAAGGAUCUGGAUUGUUCUAGGAAUUGUAGUUAUUUGACACAACUUGAGAAAAAUGUAGCUUUUUCGGAGAGUGUUGAGAAAGGCAAAUCGGAAAAAUGUGUAGAAUUUUUCUGUCAUAGUUCUCCUAAGCUACCGCAUACCAUUGGUCCAUGUGCUUUUUCAUCAGGCCAAAGAGAAGCUGAUCUGAAAGAAUCCAAUAAGGACAUAUCAAGCAAUGAUGCUUUAGCAAAUAAAGACAAAUCAGCUGUUUCUUUGGAAGGUUUUGUCACUUCAGAAGCUGAUGAAAUAUCUCGUUUAAGAGACAUGCAUGAACACAAGAUUUUGCAGCCUACCACUUCCCUUGUAAGUCAUCCAGUUGAAAAGGUGAGCGAUGGAGAAAAACUGAAAAUAUCUGAGAGUCUCGGUACUUUGGUGCAUCAUGAAAAAACUGGAAUAGAAAUGAAAAACUUCUCAGUUGGAGGCUCAUACUUCAGCAAAAAAAUUAAUGAAAAUUCUGCCAACCGGCCAAAGAAAGUCUUUGAAAGACCAAUGGUUGAUCUUUACGAAGCAUCUGGAGAAGUUUUGGGUGCCAAUACAACAUUUAGCAAAUCAUUUGAGUCUUCAGCUGCGAAGAUUGUUCAAUUUUCUGACAAUCAUUGUUUUAAUAAAAUGGAUCCCAAAAAAUCUCAAGCCACCGUAUCCUAUUUUAAUGGCCUGCAACAUCAAAAUAGAGUUUCUCAACAGGAGACAUAUUUUGGCAAUGAUGUUGCGGUUAUUGGAGAAAUAGAAAAUGAGCAAAAAUCUCACACUCAGAUUGCUGGCUAUAGUGAAGGUUACAUGAUGCAGAACUGUCCAGUUACUGUACCUGAAGUCAUAACUGAUUUUUCGAUUCUGCCAGCAGAUCAUAUGCAUCAUGAUAAGGCAUUGGAUAUCACAGCCAAUGCACCACUUAAGCUCUGGACCGAUGUACACUCCAAAUUAUCUGAUGCAGCCAACCAACUGUUGCCACAGUCUGCAUCUGGACUAAAUUUACAGAAGCUUGAUGAUAUGGAAAAUUUACUGGAUGAGCUACAAGCUACAAGGAAAUAUGAGGAGCUUUGCAUUAGCUUGAGAAAUAAAACUAGCUCUAGUAAUCCGCACCAGAAGAGGGUCAUUGAUGCAAGAUUCUUGCUAGAAAUGCUUGGAAUUGCUAAAGCAAGAAAACAGUUGAACUACACGAAGUUAAAAGAAUUACGUAGUAAAGCACAAAUUCUGCAUUCACAAGUUGAGGAAUGCGGCAAGCUUAAGUCAGUUUAUGCUCAAUUGUGUAACCUUUACACGAGGGUUGUUGAAUCUGAUGAGUCAUCUCACUGCAGACAUUGGGUGCAUGACAUGAAGCUGGAAGAACAGAACAGACUGAUGGCAAUGAAACAAGAACUUGGAAUUCUUGAACAAAAUAUCAAGCUUUUAUUGAAUUCGCUUGAAGCUUCUUGUAAGUUAACAGGGAAAAUGAGCUGCGAUGACGUUAUUAAAACAGUUGAUGAACAUGUAAUGAGGAGAGCAUUCUGCAAGGAAAUUCAACAGCAUGUCCACCUGGGGAAGUUGUGCGAUGUUAUUAUGGAGAACGACCAUUAUGAGAUCAUCUUUGGUUAUUGUAAUCAAGUCUUUCAAAGGUUUACAAUCAGCAAAAGUCGUUUUUCAGGAGUUGUUGCAGAUAUUUCGUCCAAUGCUGCAAAUAUCUUAAAGAAAUACCCCAACAUGAAUGCAUGCACAGCCUAUGAGUUUGUCUUCAAAAUCAAUAUUGAUCAGAAGCUUGCCAAUUCAACUUGUGUUUACGAGAGGACAGUAGAGGCCAAUCUCCUUAUGGGUACGCUGAUUGAUGUGCUUGAGGAGAUUCUUUUAUCACGGUUGGAAGUAUUUAACCUGAUAUUCUCAACUUUUCUGAAGCAGCCUUCCGGCGAGCUUGAACUUCAACUCUGUUUCUACAGUUCCAGAGGCAGCAGGAAACUCAUUCUGGGCAUUGGCGAAUGUCCGGCCGGAAAUGGUGAAUAA